Messenger RNA from Patiria miniata (bat star), 2654 nucleotides. RefSeq names its product FAST kinase domain-containing protein 5, mitochondrial-like. The transcript has 7 exons. Gene Ontology annotation, biological process: regulation of mitochondrial mRNA stability; mitochondrial RNA processing. Gene Ontology annotation, molecular function: RNA binding. The record is from RefSeq and is a predicted model, not a curated record. Gene Ontology annotation, cellular component: ribonucleoprotein granule; mitochondrial matrix. Lineage: Eukaryota; Metazoa; Echinodermata; Asteroidea; Valvatida; Asterinidae. The coding region runs from base 52 to 2241 and encodes 729 amino acids.
CCCAACCAAGGAGACUCUCCACGGCCGGCCGGCCACGCGUUUCGUUUCGUCAUGUUCGUCGCUGGUCCUGCAACUGCAUAUUCGGAGGAUUGGUUGAUGACUGCCAGCAAGAUGUUGGCCAAACUCCAGUGGUCUGCAGUUCCUAGAUCUGCAAGCCAGUGUUUUCUGACAAGCAGCUGCAGAUUUACUCGGCCCGUAUGUCACCUCACUCCAGAAGCAAAGCCGUCAAGAGCUUUGCCAACAUACCAACACAGGAACAUCUCUUGUUCGACAUCACUUUUGAGUGGCACGGCAAAUGUAAAAGCUGUCCCGAAGCCUCGAACUCACUGGACAUCGAGGGCCACAAAACCUAAAAUCAGUGCAGCCAGUAUCAUUGAUAGCGUCUUUGAGAAGAACACAGCGGAUGCGUUGCCUGGCAACCGCAUCUCACCAGAAGAAAGACUCAAGGACACGAGCGUUUACCUGAGUAAUGUUCGGAGACGAGCGUUCCUUUCAGACUCUGGUGCCUACAGAUCAUCCAGUCUUGAAAUUCUGAAGGGCCAAGAAAAGAGAUACAGCAGUGUCGAUGACGAAAGGCUAGAGAGAUUGAUGAAAGAUGGUUCAUGCGAGAAAAUAUCAUCGCUCCCAUCGUCUGAAAUUAUCGACUUUCUGGGCAGCUUGAGCCGAGCCCCCGUGACUAAGUUGUUUUCAAUGCUUGGGUUAUCUCUUGCCGAAGUUUCCGAUUUGGCAUGCCAAAAUAUUCAGAAGUGCAAUGAUGAAGAGUUCUGCAGUGUUCUGAUUGCUUUGUGCAGAUUACAUCCGCUCUCGCUGUCUCCUGAAAAUCUGGAAGACUUGGAAAAAGAAUGUGAGCGGAGACUGAAUACGUGGGACGUGAACACAAUGCUGCUGGUCUCCGACUGGUGGAUACACAUUCGGCGAAAGUCGUCUUUCAAUCAGUUGAUUCUGAGAGCGCUAAGUGGGAAAGUGGGGGAGAUGACGGUUGCGAAUGUGGUCCAAACCUUCUAUGUGAUCGGAGAGUGCCAGUAUGCCCCAUCAGAAGAGUUCUUGCAGGAGCUGGCGGACCUAUCCCAGCAGCACUUGGAGAGUUUCACCUGGAACGAGGUCGGGAUCAUGUGCAACGCCUUCAUCAAGUCGCGUUCCCGUAUCUUGUCCCGUCCCUUACAGAGGGCCGUCAGCGCCCGUAUCUGCCAGGACAUUAACAGCGCCAACAGCUUAGACCACUACAACCUGGUGACGGCCAUGCGGUUCAUCUCCCGCGCCUACUUCCACAGCUGGCGCCUGUUUGAGGACAUCGCACGCACCCUGAUCCCUCACGUUGCCGGCAUGCCCUACCUAGUCCCCCCUCACAUUGUGACGGCGUUCGCUAAAGUCCGGCACUUCAACAAGCCUCUCAUGGAUGCCGUAGGGAUGCGAGCCCUGCAGGCAACAGACUCCGAUGUUCGUCUGAAGGAUGUCUGGAUGCUACUGUGGUCUUUCUGCCGGUUGAACUACCACCCUCCAAACUCGACCAACUUCUUCUCAGAUCUGAUCCAGCAUCUAGUUGAGAAGUCUGAGCAGAUGGAUCAACCUCACCAAUUCAUGAAGAGCCUGGUUUCUCUGACUUUUAUAGAACAAUAUCCCUCCAAUCUUAUCAAUAGAGCAUUCAGCCCAGAAAGCCUCAAAUCGUAUGAAGAGAAUUGCCCACCAGAUAUUUACAAGCAUCUGUUUUCCCUGGACUGUUCAGUAGCUAUCGAGCAACCGCAGUACUCGGGCAACCGACUACCACAGGCAUUCAUAGAAAAAUUCUGGCAGUGUCCCCACGGCUCCAGAAAGGUCACUUACCAAAAGAUACCCGGCUUGCAGGAAAUAGUAGACGGACUGCAAUGCAUUCUGGGUGGAGCGGCAUACCUGAAGGCAUACCCUAUCUUGCCCCAUAUCAGGACACCCCUAGAUAUAGAGGUGCAUCUAGACGCUUCCUCCAACCCCAUGCUGCUAGAUUCCAAGCCAGAAAGCUCUUUAGACGAAUUGCUCAGAAAUGCAAAUGGACAAGAGGGUGUACAAAGGUUGGCGAUUCUGGCCGGCCCCAGAGCUCACUAUCGCUUACACUCCAAGGAUCUACUAGGAGUCCACGUCAUGAAAAGGAGACAACUCAAGAAAGUAGGCUACAAGAUUGUGGAGGUGCCGUUCUACGAAUGGGAACCGCUGCUUCAAGCAACAGAGCUCCACAGACAUAGCUACCUCAAAGCUAAGAUUUUUCAAUGAAGCCAAAACCUAUGCAAUUGAUCCCAUUGAGUACGGUAUUUUUCUUAGAGAUAGGCCAGGCCACCCCACCCUCCAAUACUUUCUCAAAAAUUUUGCCGAAAUAUGUCAAGUUUGAAUAUGUAACUGGGGAGUAUUUGCAAAAUUGUUUGCAAUUUUCAAGAAAUUAAAAAUCUUAAAAAGUGUAAUCUGCGGAAUUUAAAGCUCCUAAUCCACCUGCAACUUUAAAUCCAUCCCUAAGUUUCCCUUGCACUUCUAUGUUGGGUUUAAGGCAUGUGGACUCAAGAUUUGAAAGCGGAUGAUCAGUUUUUUAACGCAAAAGUUUUGCGGUUUUUGGAACGGAUGACAGAUAAACACGCAGGGAGCGAGGUUGAAAACAUCGGUCAGCGACCCACUCGCAGCGAGCGAGGCCAGAG